AUGGGGGACGAAUACCCAUCCCUGUUCCGCUCAGAGCCAAUGAGCUUGGUACAGCUUAUUGUACCAACGGAGGUCGCUCAUGACACGAUCGCAGAGCUCGGUGAGCUCGGGAACCUGCAGUUUAAAGACUUAAAUGCAGACGUCAACCCGUUCCAGCGCUCUUUCGUUGGCGAGAUUCGGCGUGUGGACGAGAUGGCUCGUCGAGUGCGCUUCUUUGCGUCUCAGAUUGAAAAGGAGAAAGAGACGAUUCCUAUACGGCCGUUGUAUGACUCCGCGCCUUUACUCACCGUGGGGCCCCGUGCUGCUCAGACCAUGGACGAGCUGGACAACAAGCUCGCGGAGCACGAAGCACGCCUGAUCCAGAUGAACGAAAGCUACCAGAUACUGUGUGAUCGCACUAAAGAGCUCAUAGAAGCACGGGAGACGCUGCGGGAGACAGCGGUAUUCUUUGAGAAGGCGUUGAGCUACCAGUCGGACGUCAGGGCGUCCUUUGAUGACAGUUCUGCACCCCUCUUGCAACAUGACGACCGGGAGCAGCAAUACUCCGGUACUAGUGUUCAAUUCGACCUAGAAUUUGUUGCUGGCGUCAUUGAGCGUUCGCGCCUACCCAUCUUCGAACGAGUUCUCUGGCGCGUCCUCCGCGGCAACCUCUAUAUGAACCAUACUGACAUUCAAGAGCCCUUCGUCGACCCCGCUACGGGCGAGGAAACGCGUAAGAACGUAUUUAUUAUCUUCGCCCAUGGUGAGGUGCUGCUCGCGAAGAUCCGCAAGGUAGCGGAGUCCAUGGGUGCCUCGCUCUACCCGAUCGACGCCAACACCGACAAGCGGUCUGAGUCGAUGCGUGAAGUCAUGGCGCGGCUGGAGGACCUCCAGGUUGUGCUCUACAACACCGGAGCGAGCCGCCAUGCGGAGUUGGUGAAGAUUGGCGAGAGCCUCGCCAGUUGGCAGGAUGUUGUGCGGAAAGAGAAGAUGAUCUAUGAGACACUCAAUUUGCUGAACUAUGACGUUCGGAGGAAGACUUUGAUUGCGGAGGGUUGGUGCCCGACAAGGGAUAUACCGAAGAUACAGCUUGCGUUGAGGCAUGCUACUGAGGAAUCCGGUACCAAUGUGCCGCCAAUCUUGCACGAGCUGCGGACGAACAAGACACCCCCCACGUACGUACAUACGAACAAGUUCACGGAAGGAUUCCAGACCAUCAUGGACGCCUAUGGUAUCGCCACUUACCAGGAAGUCAACCCGGGCCUCUUUGCGGUGAUCACCUUCCCCUUCCUCUUCGCGGUCAUGUUUGGAGACAUUGGUCACGGAUUCAUCACGUUUGUGGCUGGGCUCUUCAUGAUUUUAUUCGAGCGAAGGCUUGCGAAAGGUAAUCUUGGAGAGAUCACCAGCAUGUUCUUCUUCGGGCGUUACAUCAUUCUCAUGAUGGGCCUUUUCUCGAUGUAUACUGGUCUCAUAUACAACGAUAUCUUCUCCAAGUCUCUCCACUUAUUUUCUUCUGGCUGGAGCUGGCCUGAGCAACAUGGGAACGAGAGCGUUGUCGCGGUGUCCAACGGGCAUACUUAUCUCUUUGGACUUGACCCGGCCUGGCAUGGAGCGGAUAACGCCCUUCUUUUCUUGAACUCCUACAAGAUGAAGAUGUCUAUUGUCCUCGGUGUUAUCCAUAUGACAUUCGCCCUCUGUCUUCAAAUUCCGAAUCACCUCCGUUUCAAACGUGUUUCUGACAUCUGGACCAACUUCGUACCCCAAAUGCUCUUUUUGCAAUCUAUCUUCGGUUACCUUGUUGUCUGUAUUAUCUACAAAUGGACGGUAGACUGGUCUAUUUCGCCUACAGGUCCUCCUUCUCUGCUGAACAUGCUGAUCGGGAUGGUCCUGUCACCGGGCUCUGUCGACCCUAGGACUCAGCUGUACCGAGGACAGAGCACGGUGCAGGUGAUAUUGCUGAUGCUGGCGGGCAUCUGUGUCCCAUGGCUGCUUAUCGGGAAGCCAUACCUCCAGUACAAGGAGAUGAAGAAGACUCAAGGACAGGGAUAUAUCGGUCUUGGAACCGACGACAUGCCUCGGCAAGCGACUGAUACAGCCCUGGAAGGCGAGGAGGAAGGCAAUGGCAGGGCCAUCGCUGAAUCGAUGGAGAUGGAACAUGAGCAGCAUGAUUUCGGCGAGGUGAUAAUUCACCAGGUCAUCCACACCAUCGAGUUCUGUCUGGGAUGCGUCUCCCACACGGCUUCGUAUCUUCGUCUGUGGGCGCUCUCGCUUGCGCAUGCUCAGCUGUCCGAGGUGCUGUGGACGAUGACCCUGGGAGGUGUCCUCGGCAUGUCAGGGAUCCUGGGGUAUAUCGCCAUCGCGAUCAUGGGCAGUGUGUGGUUGACUUUGACGAUCUUUAUCUUGUGUAUCAUGGAGGGGUUGUCCGCGUUUCUGCACGCGCUGCGUCUGCAUUGGGUGGAGGCGAACAGCAAGCACUACGAAGCAGGAGGCUAUACAUUCGCGCCGCUUAGCUUCGCUGAUGAGAACUAG
This is a messenger RNA of Sparassis crispa, 2508 nucleotides long. Its product is annotated as V-type proton ATPase subunit a. NCBI's taxonomy places the organism in Eukaryota, Fungi, Basidiomycota, Agaricomycetes, Polyporales, Sparassidaceae. Gene Ontology annotation, molecular function: ATPase binding; proton-transporting ATPase activity, rotational mechanism. The record is from RefSeq and is a predicted model, not a curated record. The coding region runs from base 1 to 2508 and encodes 835 amino acids. The transcript has 12 exons. Gene Ontology annotation, cellular component: vacuolar proton-transporting V-type ATPase, V0 domain; fungal-type vacuole membrane; vacuolar proton-transporting V-type ATPase complex. Gene Ontology annotation, biological process: proton transmembrane transport; vacuolar acidification.